AUGAUGAUCAUCAUGAGAGUCAGGGACGAGGAGCUCACUCAGAAACUCAUUGCCCUGGACGCUGCAGCUUCAUUGGCCACCAUGGUUAACAAAUGCCGCUCCUAUGAGGCCACACGGACAGCCACUACCGCCAUACGUGCCCCUCCUUCUAAAUUGUGUGCCGUCUCCACGUAUAAAAAAAUCAAAGGACAUGGCAACAGGGGUUCUCACUCGCUACCAACCCCUAACAAGGACACUUUAUGCCCUUCCUGCACAAGGAAGCACAGCUCAACAGGAAAGUGCCUAGCCAGCGACAGUGUAUGUGUAAACUGUGGCUGCAAAGGACACUGGCGCAGGACCCCAAAGUGCCUCGCCAACAAGGCCACAUGCAGACACUGUGGCCGAGUGGGCCACUAUGACAAUUACUGCUGUCAGCAGAUGAAUGCCAAUCAGGGCAGCCCGCCCAAUGCCACACCCCCUUCUAGCAAGCCCUCUAACUGUCGCAAGGUCGAGACCCCUUCUUCAUCAACUGACUCCUCACCACCACCUAUAUCCAUCUCCCUCACCUACAGGGGUGAGACUUCGAAGUUAAUGAUGCUGCCUGACACAGGAGCUGAUGUAUCAGUGAUGGGCCCCCAGCACUUAGAACUCCUUCAUAUUCCCAGGUCUGAGCUACAGCCUCCUGCCACAUCAGUGACACUCACGGCAGAUGGGUCAAAGAUGACACUGGCUUUAGGAACCCUUAAGGCCACCUUGUCCUUGGCCAAACGGUCCUGCCUUGCUACGAUUCAAGUCAACGAAUGCAUUCAGAUGCCACUCCUGUCCUAUGCGCUCUGCAAGGAGUUGGCCAUCAUCCCGCCAGGAUUUCCACAGCCCAUCCUACAGGCCACUCACGUUAAUCGAUGUAAGGAGCUACCCCUGCAUGCUGACAUGACCCCUGCUGAAGCCCGAGAAUAUUUCUUACAAACCUUUCAGGACGUACUCGUGUCAAAGGAAGACCUUAAAGCAGCUCCACUGAGGCCAAUGGCAGGCCCUCCCAUGAAAAUCCACCUUAAGGAAGACGCGGUCCCUUUCGCCAUCCACACCCCAAGGCAGAUACCCUACGCUUUCUGUGAACCUGUCAAGAAUGAACUAGACUCCAUGGUACAACAGGGAAUCAUUAAGCCUUGUGGAGAUGAGCCAUUGGAAUGGUGCCACCCUCUAGUCGUUGUCCCUAAGGCCAAGGGAGUUCGAAUCAUGGUGGAUCUCACGAAGCUGAACGCACAAAUCUCCCGUCCACCCCACCCUUCACCCACACCCUUAGCUGCUGUCCGCACUAUCGACUCCACCGCCAAGUUCUCCACCACCGCGGAUGCUCUACAUGGCUACUGGCAGAUGGAGCUAGCAGAAGAGGACCGCCACCUCACCACUUUCAUUACGCCUUAUGGAUGCUUCCAGCAUUGCCAGGGACCUAUGGGUUUCGCUGCCACUGGUGAUGCCUAUUGUUACUGUGGUGACCUAGCUCUCCAAGGCAUGAAGAAGUGUGUCAAGGUUGUUGAUGACAUUCUCAUCUUCAAUGAAGACCUACUGACACACUACCACAGGAUCCAUGAAUACUCACUGCUGUCACAAAAAUGGCAUCACUCUCAACAAAGAAAAGUUCACAGUGGCAGAGACCAGAACCGAUGCAUCUCGCCUCUACGGGAUAUGCCACGCUCUCCUCCAGGACCAUGGAUCUGGACAUCUCUGAGUAGUCCAGUGCGAUCCCAAUUUCUCGCAGAUGCCGAAACGAGGUAUGCAACGAUUGAACUGGAGAUGCUUGCAGUAUCUUGGGCCCUCACAAAAAGCUGCUUAUACCUCAAAGGACUGCCAACCUUCACCCUGCAAACUGACCAUCGCCCAUUGGUGCCCAUCAUCAACAGCUACACGCUAGACAUGGUUGAAAACCCACGGCUCCAGCGAAUGAAGGAGCGCAUGUCGCAAUACCAAUUUACUGCAGUGUGGUGCGCCGGCAAGUCUCUAUGCAUCCCAGAUGCACUUUCUCGUGCACCAGUCAGCUACCCCACCUCUGACCACCUCUGA
This is a messenger RNA of Macrobrachium nipponense, 2040 nucleotides long. RefSeq lists its product as uncharacterized. Bases 1 to 2040 code for a protein of 679 amino acids. NCBI's taxonomy places the organism in Eukaryota, Metazoa, Arthropoda, Malacostraca, Decapoda, Palaemonidae. The transcript is spliced from 2 exons. The record is from RefSeq and is a predicted model, not a curated record.